Gaeumannomyces tritici R3-111a-1 is the source of this 2701-nucleotide messenger RNA. RefSeq lists its product as hypothetical. The transcript has 6 exons. Gene Ontology annotation, biological process: transmembrane transport. The coding region runs from base 26 to 2701 and encodes 891 amino acids. The record is from RefSeq and is a predicted model, not a curated record. Gene Ontology annotation, molecular function: oligopeptide transmembrane transporter activity. NCBI's taxonomy places the organism in Eukaryota, Fungi, Ascomycota, Sordariomycetes, Magnaporthales, Magnaporthaceae.
UGAAGAGGCAGCCAAACAGCCUAGCAUGUCGGACCUCGACAGCAAGUCGGAUGGCGUCGUCGGCGUCUACGCUGAGAAGAAGGAUGAGGCCGGCCGCGACUCCCCGGCCUCGGGCCAGCUGUUCCCGCCGCCCGAGUGGCUGGAACGCCUCAAGGCCGAGUACACGGGCCAGCACGACGGCGAGGCCCUCCCCGCCGGCUGCGACCCGGACCGCAUGGCGACCUCAGUCCUGACGCACCCGGCGCCCGAGGCCGUCCAGGUCCUCCGGGACCUCCUCGAGAGCCAGAAGGAGGACUUCACCAUCGACCAGAAGAUGAUGGCGCGCUGCCGCGAGCUCGUCCGGGGGAACGAGGCCUGCGGCAUGGAGCUCGGCGAGUGGUCGUACGAGGUGUCCAAGCGCGCCGGCCUCUACCACAACUGGUCCCCCUACGCCGAGGUCAGGGCCGUGACGCUGCCCUACGACGACCCUGAGGAGGCGUGCGAGAGCUUCAGGGCCUACGUGCUGGGGUACUUUUGGGUGUGCGUGUGCACGGCCAUCAAUACCUUCUUCGCUCCACGCCAGCCGGGCAUCUCGAUCCCGGGUUCUGUCGUCCAGUUGAUGCUUGUGCCUAUGGGGCGCGCAAUGGCCUAUAUACUGCCUGACUGGGGCUUCAAGUGGCGUGGCACACGCUAUACACUAAACCCUGGGCCGUGGACUUCCAAGGAGCAGCUCUUCGCUACUAUAAUUUUUAGCGGCGCCAGCACCAUCGGGAAUUUCACAGGCCUCCUUGUCCUUCGGCUUCCCAUUUUCUUCAACCAACGCUGGGCCGGGUUUGGCUUCAAUAUCCUUCUGGCACUCGCGAACCAGGUUUACGGCCUGGGCAUGGCUGGGAUUCUUCGUCGCCUCAGCGUGUACCCCAUUGAAGCCGUGUGGCCGGCGAACUUGCCGACCCUGGCCCUGAACCGCACCCUGAUAAACUACGACAACAAGCGGGAGAAGAUCAACGGCUGGACUAUGACGCGAUACAGACUCUUUAUAUGGUCAUCGGUCAUAUUCCUCAUCUACUACUGGAUCCCCAACCAGAUCUUCGUCGGCCUUCGGCUAUUCAACUGGAUGACGUGGAUAUCUCCAACCAACUUCAACCUCGCUACUGUCACGGGCUCGUACGGCGGCAUGGGCUUCAAUCCGUUUUCCACCUUCGACCCAAACGUAUCCGGGAACCUAGUAACCAGCGCCCCCUUUUUCGCCCAGCUUCAGCAGUACGUGAUGCGCGUUAUCGCCGGCAUUGUUAUUCUGAUCCUGUACUACACCAACGCCUUCUGGUCUGCAUUCAUGCCCAUCAACUCCAACGGCGCCUUUGACAACACGCAGCAGCAGUACAACAUCUCCAGAGUGCUUGGUAGCAACAACCAGGUCGAUCGCGCCAAGUAUCUGGAGUACGGCCCUCCGUACUACGCCAUCGCCAACCUGGUUGUGACGGGAGGGAACUUUAUCUACUACACAUUUUCCAUCGUCUACGUCUUCAUCAAGUUUUGGAAGCCCAUCAAGAAGGCGUUUGUCGGCAUCAUCGUUAACACCAUCAAGCGCCGGAGCAUCUACACGGGCUUCACCGACGGCCACACUCGCAUGAUGCACCGGUACAAGGAAGUGCCCGAGUGGUGGUACGGCAUAAUCUUCGCAUUCGGGUUCGCCGUGUCCAUAAUCAGCCUGACAGCGUUCCCGACGGGGACGCCGUGGUGGUCCAUCCUGGGCGUUACGGGAAUCGGCGCCGUGCUCACCAUCCCCUGGGUCGUCAUCGAGUCGAUCGCCAACACGGGCAUCCAGCUCAAUGUUAUCUGGCAGGUGCUGCCCGGCAUCUGGUUCCCGGGCCAGCCGCUCCCGCAGCUUAUUAUCUUGAUGCUCGGUGCCGCCUUCGAGUCGAUGGCCGGCAGCUUCUCCCAAGACCUCAAGUACGCCCACUACGCCAAGAUCCCGCCCCGCGCCGUCUUCCGCGGCCACGUGUCGUCCGUCGUCGUCAACUGCUUCAUCUACUGCGCCAUGAUCGAGUUGAUGGUGUUUUACUUUAACGAGGACGACACGCUUUGCAGCUGGUCCAACAAGAACGCGAUGGCAAGUUUGGCAGCCUUAUCCGUCAUCUUCUUCGGCGCCUUUGGCACCAACAACAUGUUCAAGCUGUACCCGGUGCUGCCCUGGUGCUUCCUCAUCGGCGCGGUCCUGGGCGCCGCCUGGAUGGCGGGCGAGAAGCUCCUCCCGCGGCUGCGGCCCCUCGCCGAGGCGCGCAUGUCGCCCGCGCGCUUCGCCGCAUUCGACCGCUGGGCCUGGCGGCCCACGGCGCGGACGCUCGAGUGCCUCAACCCGGCCAUCGCGCUCUCGGGCGCGCUCGCGUGGGCGGGCAACAAGAACCUGACGUACGCGACCCUGGGCAUCUACCUGGCCUGGUUCUUCCAGUACUACCUCAAGCGCCGCUACACGGCCUGGUGGGGCAAGUACGUCUACCUCGUCUUCGCGGGCCUGACGGUCGGCGUCGCCGUCUCCGGGCUUAUUGUCACUCUUGUCUUUUCCUUCGGCGCCGGCAAGGGCGUCGAAUGGUCCUGGUGGGGUAACGACGUGGCGCGCCAGGGCGUCGACUUUCAGCUGUACAACAACAAGGCAUCUAUGAUGCCCCUGCCCGAGAGUGGGUUCUUUGGGCUCGCACCGGACGAGUACCCGACGGCAUGGUAA